Molecule: messenger RNA, 769 nt
Organism: Arabidopsis arenosa
Lineage: Eukaryota; Viridiplantae; Streptophyta; Magnoliopsida; Brassicales; Brassicaceae
Source: the annotation of a GenBank genome assembly
GAUCUUUCUUCUUCUUACAAAGUCUCUCUCUGUUCACUCUCGGAACUACAAGAAUGGAGUCUAUCUUCUCCACGAUGAUUGUCCUGCUCUUGCUUUCUUUUUCCUGCCUCAUUUCUACAGAAGCUCUCACCAGCAACAAUGGAAACAUCACAAUCAAAUGGGAUCUCAUGAACUGGACGCCUGAUGGCUACGUUGCAGUGGUUACAGCCUACAAUUACCAGAAACAACGUUCGGUUCCGGGAUGGAAAAUGAGCUGGAGAUGGACCAGGAAAGAAGUGAUCUGGAACAUGUUUGGUGCAAAAACCACACAGCAAGGAGAUUGUUCCAUGUUCAAAGGAAAUAUCCCGCAUUCCUGCGUUCGUAAGCCAACAGUUGUCGAUUUGCUUCCCGGAACUCCUUUCAAUCAGCAGAUCGCUAAUUGCUGCAAAAGUGGUGUCUUAAAACCUGGUUUAGAAAGUGCAUUCCAGUUAUCUGUUGGUAACGCUGGUAACUCGGUUAAGACUGCUCGGAUGCCCGCGAACUUCAUAUUCACCGCACCUAAACAACAGUACAUCUGUGGACCGAGUAAGAACGUUAGACCAACGAGGUUUAUAACCGCCGACAAAAGGAGAACAACUACAGCCCUGAUGACCUGGAACAUUACUUGCGUCUUCCACAAAGCAACAUGAAGAGGAAUAUUCUCACAAGCAAAUCUAUCUUCAGAGAGUUUGCAUAGUACUGUUUUCCAUGUAUGGUUUUUGUUUUAAGACAAUAAAAAUACUACUUUGAU